Messenger RNA from Haemonchus placei, 1266 nucleotides. Lineage: Eukaryota; Metazoa; Nematoda; Chromadorea; Rhabditida; Trichostrongylidae. The record is from the annotation of a GenBank genome assembly.
AUGAAUUCCUCUCAGCCAACAAGAAGAUGGCGAUCCGCGUUGAGUGCCGCUCGCAACGUGUUUUUCCCCGAAACUGUGGUCACUACGUUGCCGAGUGGCUUUCGAGUAGCUACAGAAGACACCAAGAUUCCUACAGCUACUAUCGGUGUUUGGAUUGAUGCAGGUUCGAGGUACGAGAACGAGAAAAAUAAUGGGACGGCUCAUUUUCUCGAGCAUAUGGCCUUCAAGGGAACUUCUCGCCGUACCAGAAACGCAUUGGAACUAGAGGUGGAAAAUAUUGGUGCUCACCUGAAUGCUUAUACUUCUCGAGAACAAACGGUUUACUAUGCUAAAUGCUUCUCCACCGACCUCGAACAAUCUGUCGACAUUCUGUCCGACAUAUUACUGAAUAGCAAUCUAAACUCCCGAGAUAUUGAAGCGGAACGAAGCGUCAUUUUGCGUGAAAUGCAAGAGGUGGAGCAAAACUUUCAGGAAGUUGUUUUCGAUCACCUCCAUACGGGCGUGUUUGAAGGAAACCCGCUUUCAAUGACUAUCCUUGGCCCUGUAGAGAAUAUCAAUUCGAUCCAAAGGAAUGAUCUCUUAGAGUAUAUUCAAACUCACUAUCGCUCUGGCCGCAUGGUUUUGAGCGCUGCUGGUGGAGUACGCCAUGAAGAGGUUGUGCGGCUGGCUGAAAAGUAUUUUGGUGGCCUUAAACAUGGAGAUGCUUCUGCAAACUUCCUUCCAGCAGCAUACAAAUCAUGUCAGAUACAUUUACCAGUCGAUGGUAUGGAUUCUAUUUACGGUGCAAUAGUGGUUGAAGGUGUUUCAUGGACUCACGAGGAUAACUUAGCGUUGAUGGUGGCAAAUACUCUCAUUGGCGAAUGGGAUAGGAGCCGCGGAUUCGGUGUGAAUGCUCCGUCCCGUCUGGCCGUCCGCCUUGGUCGCAACGCUGGUGUUCAAUCAUUUCAAGCUUUCAACACGUGCUAUAAGGAUACAGGUCUUAUUGGGGUCUACUUCGUGGCAGAAGAGUCCGCUUCUGAGGCGCUAGUUGAUGCUGUCGUGGACGAGUGGCGCUGGUUAGCCAAUGAAGUGAAUGCUGAGCAAGUGGAAUGCGGAAAACGAACCCUCUUGACAAAUCUUCUAUUAAUGUUGGAUGGCUCCACACCAAUAUGCGAGGACAUAGGUCGCCAGCUGCUUUGCUAUGGGCGACGAAUUCCUGUACCUGAGCUAGAGCUACGAAUUCAGGUAUCUGAAGUUUUGUUCAUGAAGGUUCAGUACGAUGUGUGA